CGCUCGUUCGCCAGCCCGCCACACACAGCCGGUUUUUGGUCCGUCCUUUUCCUCUCUCUAGCUUCCGGUCAUAAAAAGAGCUUGCCUUCUUAAAUCAAAAAUGCUGUCGGAUGACGAGUACGAUUACCUUUUCAAACUAGUCCUCAUUGGCGAUUCUGGGGUUGGCAAAUCGAACUUGCUCUCCCGAUUCACUACGAAUGAAUUUAACUUGGAGUCCAAGAGUACUAUUGGCGUCGAGUUUGCCACAAAGAACAUUGAAAUUGACAAGCACACGAUCAAAGCCCAGAUCUGGGAUACCAGUGGUCAGGAGCGUUAUCGAGCCAUCACGGGCGCUUACUAUCGUGGUGCCGUCGGUGCUCUUGUUGUGUAUGAUAUCACGCGUCAACAAUCGUUCCAGAACGUAAUGCACUGGCUUAAAGAGUUGCGGGACCACGCAAGCCAAGAGAUUGUUAUCAUGUUGAUUGGCAACAAGGUUGAUCUGGCAGAAACGAGCAGAGCGGUGACGAUUGACGAAGGAGGUGCAUUGGCGGAGCAAGAAGGAUUUUUGUUUAUGGAAACGUCGGCUCUGGAUGCCACUAAUGUCGAUAAGGCGUUUGAAACUGUUUUUGACACAAUUUAUGCUACUGUGCCCAAGAAGAACAAGGAUGCAGAAGGCGAGGAUAGCGUGACUGGACCUACUAGCGGUGAACGUAUCCAGUUGCGGCCGCCAAGUGUGCGUCGAUUGUCGCGUGGUAGCGUCACUGAUGAAAAGACCAAGGGACAAUCCAGUGGUGGUGGAUGUUGUUAGUAGUAAAAAAGAAAAGAGAGAGAACAAUACCAAGAUAAUAAAGGGAAGUAAAAGAAGAAUCCACUGCCCUGUAACACACACAUACACACACUACCAUGGUCCUUACAUAGUACGUUUAAAAGAUAAAAGAAGACCCUUAUAUGUUAUUAUACACACCCUCUUUAUAUAUUUCUUUACUACUUACACUUUUCGUUUGCCUUCUCCUCUUCCCCCCGUUAAUUUGUUGUUGUGUGGUAUCUCUAUUACAAUCGUCCGAGCGUGUUAGAUAUUUUCUUUCAGUUUGCCUCUUCCCAACAACCUAGCCCCACUUUCAUUAGCAAAGUGUGCAUCUCGGGACUUCGAUACUGUAUAAAGUUUGAG
Zychaea mexicana is the source of this 1147-nucleotide messenger RNA. Its product is annotated as small GTPase. Lineage: Eukaryota; Fungi; Mucoromycota; Mucoromycetes; Mucorales; Lichtheimiaceae. The transcript is spliced from 6 exons. Gene Ontology annotation, molecular function: GTPase activity; GTP binding. The coding region runs from base 101 to 787 and encodes 228 amino acids. The record is from RefSeq and is a predicted model, not a curated record. Gene Ontology annotation, cellular component: endosome.